AUGUCUUUUCCGAAUGCCACUUAUACCUUGUCAACGAAAGUGAACGUUACCGGGACGACACGCGCACCAGGAGAUCCAAACCAAUUCUUGUUACCAUGGUGGCAACAGACCAUAUUCUUCAUUGCCUUCGCAGGUAUUCUGCUGAUUUCUGCCGGCGGCAACCUUGUGGUAAUCUGGAUUGUUUUGGCCCACAAACGCAUGCGGACGGUCACCAACUAUUUCCUUAUCAACCUGGCGUUUGCGGAUUUCCUCAUCUCUCAAUUAAAUCUACCAUUUACGUUUCUAUACUUGUUGUAUCAAGACUGGUGGUUUGGAACGUUCUUCUGCAAGCUAUCGUGUUUUAUAUCCCCGUGUACCAUCUCAGCAAGUGUCCUCACCUUUAUGGCCAUCGCUGUUGACAGAUACAUUGCCAUUCUAUAUCCCCUUCGACCACGCAUGCCAAAACGCCACGUGAUCGUGGCUAUAAUCUUCAUCUGGCUUUUCUCCAUCGCAUUGGCAUUGCCGAACCUAAUUUACUUUGAAACGGCGACUUAUCUUGCUGGUACGGUCUGCUUUAUCACCUGGCCAUUAGAAACGGAUCUAGCGUACAACUAUAUUCUUCUCGUGCUGAACUACCUGUUACCGUUGCUAACGCUGGUCUCCGCCUACUCGCGCGUUGGUAUGGAGCUUUGGGGAAGCAGGGCUAUCGGGGAGGAGACGUCAAUCCAGACGGAGAUGGUCAAAUCAAAACGAAAGGUGGUUAAAAUGAUGAUCGUGGUGGUUCUGAUAUUUGGUAUAUGCUGGUUACCAAUGCACGUAUACUAUCUGCUGACCAGCCACUACAGGUCUAUAACCGAAUACAAAUACAUCCAACAGAUCUACAUAAUCAUCUAUCUGAUGGCCAUGAGUAACUCCAUGUAUAACCCGAUAAUCUAUGGAUGGAUGAAUUCUAGAUUCCGGGAGGGGUUCAUUCACGCGUUCUGCUGGUGUCCGUGUCGCCGUUGCAAGAGGUCAAGGACCAAGCUCCGCUUGCGCCGCACGCUCUUCCCAACCGCGGCGAGAGCUGAAAAAUAUGGCUCUGAUCGAAACGGUUCUUUGAUGCACACGUUGACGGAAUACGUAGACACGGAAUCCAGCUGCACUCGACGCAGCAACCAAUGUCAUAGCACCCUCCGCCGAGGAUCACCUAGACGGACAGAGAACGCGUUGUGAAGGACCUGACAGCGAAAGUGAAUAUUAUUAUUAUAUUUAUAGCUCGCGAACAUAUCAGGUUUGUGUUGGAGAUUCAUCCCCCACGCUCCGCAAAUAUGUAUUUGUUGCUAAGACACAUGAUGAAGAACUAAAUGUUAUUUUUAAACAAAAACGAAUAUUUAAACUUUCAUUAAAUGUUCUAUAAAAUUGUUAACGAUGCUGCCACGCUUAUUGAUUUGCCUUCGAAUGAACACUAUAAUUGUUUAUCAAAUUGAUGAGUUAUGUGUGAGCAUAGCUUGAAAACUUGAAAAUAUGUUACGCAAUUAAAUUAAUGAUAAUUUAAUGGGCAUGUUUAGAUACUGCAUACAGCGCACAUUUUACCAACAUUCUGGUGCACAUCAUAAUUACAGAGUUGUACAUAUAAUUU
Dreissena polymorpha is the source of this 1597-nucleotide messenger RNA. Its product is annotated as tachykinin-like peptides receptor 99D. The coding region runs from base 1 to 1191 and encodes 396 amino acids. Gene Ontology annotation, cellular component: plasma membrane. Gene Ontology annotation, molecular function: tachykinin receptor activity. Gene Ontology annotation, biological process: G protein-coupled receptor signaling pathway. Lineage: Eukaryota; Metazoa; Mollusca; Bivalvia; Myida; Dreissenidae. The record is from RefSeq and is a predicted model, not a curated record. The transcript has 5 exons.